Exaiptasia diaphana is the source of this 4058-nucleotide messenger RNA. Its product is annotated as E3 ubiquitin-protein ligase TRIM71. Gene Ontology annotation, cellular component: chromatin; nucleoplasm. Bases 547 to 2799 code for a protein of 750 amino acids. Gene Ontology annotation, biological process: positive regulation of DNA-templated transcription. Gene Ontology annotation, molecular function: ubiquitin-protein transferase activity; zinc ion binding; protein binding. The record is from RefSeq and is a predicted model, not a curated record. The transcript is spliced from 5 exons. Lineage: Eukaryota; Metazoa; Cnidaria; Anthozoa; Actiniaria; Aiptasiidae.
UAUGCAUUUGGAYGAUUACCUGUGGACCGUACAAAAUCCCAUAGAAACAUWUUAUUUGUACUUCAAGGUUUAGAUGGUUUGAUACCUUUGGUGAUUUCUUCAUUAAUUUUCUGGCUUUGUCUCAAGACUCGCUGCAUUUCCUUACAUGACAUAACACACCAGUUUGACAAAACACCAGCUCAGGUUGAGUCAGCGAGGUUGGAGAUGAAACCUGGAUUUUAAAAACAGAAACAAGGACGAUUGGAUUACCCUKCUUAUUAUUUCCAGCUUUAUUCUUUUAAAUUGUGGAAAYAGAAGGUUAUUUUUCAGUCUGCAACCGGGGCAUUGAUGUGUGCAGAGGAAUUGCAAGCGACCUGYCAGUGAAGAUUUUCGCCCAAGUGUUAACAAGUAACCAGCAAAGAAAUACAGUUUUAAAGUGUACCUUUCAUAAGGUCGUUCAAGCUUCAAAGCAAAAUCUUCCAACUGGUUAUAUUUGAACGGUUUCGAAGCAUUUAUGAUUCUGUUAUAUCUGAYAAGCCUUGUGAGYUAAAGUUAGSACGAGSSAAGAUGGCUUCCGUGGAGGUGGAAAAGCUCUCCGAGCACCUCCUGAAGUGUCAAAUCUGCUUGGAAACAUACAAAUCUCCCAAAGUCCUCCCAUGUCUUCAUACGUUUUGYCUUCAAUGUUUGAUAAARCUCUGUCGACCAGAAGAGAGAAUUAUCAUUUGUCCAACAUGCCGCUGCGAAAGCCAGAUCCCUAAAGAUGGUGUCACAGCAUUUUCAUCGAACUUUUUCAUCAACAACAUGCUGGAUUUUCUCUAUGUUGCACAGAGCAGCUCAAAACCUGUUUCUUGUACAAAUUGUGAGGAUAAAAACACUGCUACGUCGCGUUGUAUUGAAUGCAUGGAGUUUCUCUGUCAGGCGUGUGUAGCUGCACACCAUCGAACUAAACUUACAAAAGAUCACGAAGUGUUGGCACUCGAGGAACUACACGGUUUAAAGCAAGAGGUGCAGGAAAAGAUGCACCGGCCACUGCUCUGUGGAGUGCACGAUACGGACAUUUUAAAGUAUUUCUGUGAGACUUGCGAUGAGCCUGUUUGUAGAGAAUGUUUGAUUAUUGAUCACAGAGAACAUCGGUAUGGAUAUUUAAAAGAUGUUGAUAAGAAACAUCGGUCAGAGGUUGGUGUAUUAGUAAUGAACACAAAGAAGAAACUCUCACCUUUGAAGGAAGCCAUCGACAGCGUGAAGGAAAUGAGAAAAAGAGUCGACUGUAAGGCAGAAGAGCUGAGACAAGAAAUCAUGCGAACUACSAAACGAUGUCUGGAGGUUAUUCAAGAGCGCGAAGAAGAGCUCUUGACACAAGUGAACAAUAUCCACAAGAUGAAAACAAAGACWCUUGAUAUCCAAGCUGAAGAGCUGGAAAUGAUGUUAGGUAACCUAACGAGCAGYAUCGACUUCACUGAAAACGCUCUUCGCCAUGGCAACGAAGCGGAAGUAAUGCUAGUGCGAAAACAAAUGACAGCACGUUURCAAGACUUGAAUCACGUAAAGUUAGAGUACGAUCCUUUAGAAGACGAAUUUAUUGAUUACGAACUAAAACCAGACGAAUUUAGGAACGCGAUCCAGAAAAUGGGUACAGUUAAAAUGUACCACGCCUAUCCAAGAUUCUGCUACGCUACAGGGGUUGGKUUACAAAGAGCAAAGAUAGGACUGGAGGCUGUGUUCCUGGUGACRGCUAAAGACAGAAUGAAUGAGAUCUAUAGUGGUGGUGGAGAGGCCAUGAAAGUCGUGGUUUCUCCACCUGAAGGUGACAAAUAUGAAGGUAAAGUAAUUGACAACUUAGAUGGCACCUACACUGUUGCAUACCAGCCGGAAGAAAGAGGAACCCACGAGGUCGCAAUUACAUUAAGAAAUCGAAACAUCUCCGGAAGYCCUUACUCGGUUAACGUCACAGGCCGAAUGGAUUACGGAAAGCUCGGCAAAAUGAUGCGAACAUUCGGAACUGAAGGCACUGGUGGCGGAGAAUUCAACAUGCCCUGGGCUGUUGCUAUUGACAAUGAUAACGGGUGUUUCAUAAUCACGGACUGCAACAAUCACCGCGUUCAAGUGUUUGAUUUCGAAGGAAAUUUUAUGUUCAAAUUCGGAACUGAGGGAUGUGAUCGAGGACAGUUUAAAAAUCCAAGAGGUGUAGCUCGRUUUCCGAACGGUCAAAUAGUAAUCGCUGACUUCAAUAACCACAGAGUACAAAUAUUUAACGAAGAUGGACGCUUYAUACGAAAAUUUGGCUUCUACGGYAAUGAAGAAGCCGGGUCWAUGAAUCAUCCAUGUGGUGUGGCAUGCGCAGCUGGAGGAAUGGUGCUAGUUUCGGAGCAAGACAAUCAUCGUGUCCAAAUGUUUGAUGGGAAUGGGGACCCUGUGAGAAAGUUUGGGUGUCAAGGGUUUGGAAGAGGACAAUUUAUAUAUCCACAUCAUCUUUGUGUGAACCAACGAGGCAGUGUUGCUGUUGCGGAUUGCGUCAAUGAUAGAGUCCAGAUAUUUGAUAUGGAGGGAAACUAUUUAUCUAGCUUUGGAAAAGAAGGGACACAAAAUGGUCUGUUCGAUGGUCCAGAAGGCAUAACAUACGACGAUGAAGAUAACAUGUUGGUGUGUGACUACCACAAUCACCGAGUGCAGAUCUUUAACUCCGAGGGGGUUUUCGUGUCGUCCUUCGGUCAGUUCGGUGACGAGGAGGGGAACUUUAGAAACCCAUGUGGCAUUGCGGUCACGAGUGACGGAAAUGUGAUCGUCGUGGACAGCGGAAAUCAUAGAAUACAGAUAUUUUAGUUGUGAAUCAUUGAGCAUCCACAUAAUGACUAUAUGCAGUCGUUUGAAAGGAACCAUUAGCUCCUAAAAUAUGUCUUGAAUGAUAAAAGUAUUUAAUUUGUGAGUUCAAUAGGYCUUUUGUAUUUAACGGUCACWUGGUACUAAAUCCGCCAUACUGGAGGGCAAAGAAAAUAAAAGUCAAGUUUGACGGGCUGCGUUCCUUUUGUUUUUCUAGUUGCUUACAUUCUUUUACCCUUCAGUAUGGCAGAUUAAGAACCUUGUGACCGCGUUAUAAAUGCGCGAAAGGACAAUUUAAAGGAAUACUGAACUUCUUAUGAUCACAGGAGAUUGGCCUUUAAUUACACAGCUUUUAUGAGAUUGUUUAGUUCAUCGCUACGAUUCAUAUUAAAGGUGAUCAUGGUUCUUUUCAAGCGACUGAAAUUUGUUCUCGAUCUGUUUUUGAUCAUAAUUAAAAUUUCAUACAAACCUUGCAUGAGCAUGCGUGUUUUUCUAAGUUAAUUUUUAGAACAUGAUUAUACAAUGAAAUAAAUAUUUUAUUGGCAUUCAGAACAAUUAUAUAAAAUCAUUAAAAAUAAUAUUAUGCAUACAUCUUAUUAUUGCAAACUGGUUUUUAUAUGAAGACGAGAGACGAGAGCGCAUUCCGAGACUGCUUUAGUGAUCGUUUGACUAUUUUACACUCCYGCUCAAAUAAAGAUGUUUUAUUUUGGAAUGACAUCGUAGCGUAAUUGCUAGUAUGUUACACGCAUGCAUUUCAAUAUUAUUUCUAUUUGUCUAAAAACAGUCCAUCUAAACCUAUAACUUUUCUAGAGACACGCACGUUUAGGGCCAGUUCACACUGCAACAGUAAGCACAAKCUCCAUAAACAAAGACAAAAAGUAAGGUGUUUUUCUUUGUUUAUUCCUUUGUCUUUGAUUAGCUUAUGCUCUGCCUUAUUUGAACUUGCUAUGCUUAUCUCGAUAUACACUUGACUUCAUUCAUUUGUCUUUUCUUUAGUUYGACAUGCUUAUGUCGGACUAAAGAAAAGGCAAAUGAAUGAAGCUAAAGUUGGAAUUUCGMACACUCUAAGUUCAAAUGGCACCGGCAAAUUUCUUCAUGACGGAGUGGUUUUCAUAAAUAUAAAUUCGUGAAAUAAUGAGUACUAAUAGUCAAAAUAURAAAAUGAGUGAUGGACAGGAAAAUUAACGGAAUUAAAGUGUAGUAUGCUAAAGUGUACAUGUCUAUAUAUAAUAUAUAAAAAAAAUGUUAUUUAUAGCCUUAUA